This is a messenger RNA of Meloidogyne enterolobii, 1139 nucleotides long. Lineage: Eukaryota; Metazoa; Nematoda; Chromadorea; Rhabditida; Meloidogynidae. The record is from the annotation of a GenBank genome assembly.
CAAUUUUUCCAAAUUUAUCCUCCCAAAAUGAAACAAAAUAAUAUUUUAUUAAUCCUUUUUUUAUUUUAUUUCACUUCAAUUUAUGCCCUAAAGAAUGCAGUUAGGGGAAAGAAGUGUGCACAGAAUCAGGCAAUUUUUAUUAGAAAUUUAGAAGAAAACCUCUUUGUAAGACACCCCCAAUAUUGGAUAACCCUCUAUUUAAGAGACGCUCUUCAAUUAUGGUCGUCUACUAUAUAGGGAGUUUUCUUAGGGAUACCCUCUAUUUAAUGGAUACCCUCUAUUUAAAAGACACCUCAUUAUAAGAGACCAUUUUUUUAUCCCCGAGGGGGUAUCCUAUGAGGGGUCUGACAAGUUUGAUUAACAAAUAUUGAGUUUAACUGUUUAGGUAGUGAACAAAUUAACAGUUUAUGAGGACGGUGCCAUCGAAGCAGAAUGUGGACCCUUACCUUGUGGUUCUACUGGGGCAUGUUCAGAUGAUUUAAGCUCUUGUAAAGCAGCUUCUGAUAUCUUUUCUGGAAUGAAAUGGGCUCGUAAUGGUCAAAGGCAAAUUAAUUAACCUAAAUUUUAUAAAUGAAGAGAAAAGUCCGCAAAAAAGUUGCGGACAAUUUUUGCGUACAAAAAAAUUUUUCCGCAAGUUUUUUGCGGAUAAAUAUUUUUACAAACCUCAAUUUAGCCUCUUACUUCGUUGCUGUUCUUUACAAGCAGGCAAUAAAGUAUAUAUUGGAACAGAUUUGGUAACUCUUGGGUCAUACUAUACUGGAGGCAUUGUCCCCGAAAAGGACAUGAUGGGAACAACAGGAAUUGAGUACGAUUUUGUUGCAAAUGCCAGAACAGAACAAGGAGGGGUUAGAGUUUGGGUUUAUAGAAUUGUUUGCCAAUCAGAGCGUCAACAAUCACAACAACAACCCUCAAUUCCUCACCCUUCAAUGCCUCAACAGAAAAUAGAGGAUCAAAUGUCUAAUGACGAACAACCCAUUUCCGAGAGUCAAGACCAAACUAGACUGCAAAAAGACGCUUCAAUCGAAAACAAGGAAGAGGAAGGAGAAGAACAGUCAAUCCCAAAUCCUCUUCAAUAUCGCCCACGAAGAAAUCAUCAACAACAAACUUCUGUAAAUUCACCUGCUAAUCGUGUGAUUUAA